Messenger RNA from Fulvia fulva, 720 nucleotides. RefSeq lists its product as uncharacterized. The transcript has 2 exons. Lineage: Eukaryota; Fungi; Ascomycota; Dothideomycetes; Mycosphaerellales; Mycosphaerellaceae. Bases 1 to 720 code for a protein of 239 amino acids. The record is from RefSeq and is a predicted model, not a curated record.
AUGGCCACCCCAACCACCAACGAGAGCAGCAUGGCGACCGCCGACAUCCUCGAUGGCGCACACUCGAAGCUGCGUCGCGCUUUUCCAUUCAUGAAUGCAUCGGGCACCGACAGCGCCGUCGCAGAGAUCACACAACAGCUUCAGGACAGGCUCAAAAUGCUAUUCAGCUUCAACAAGCUACCCGCCGAGCUACGUGUUCGCAUCUAUGAGCUCGUCCUGGCCAAAGACGAAGAUGAGCCCUUCGAGGUUCAGAGCUGUGUAAGCGAUGACUGUCAUCGCCGUCCGACUCAGCACACAAGACAAUACCACUUACCACCAAUCCUCCACGUCUCACGCCAAAUCCGUCAUGAAGCAGGCCCAGUCUUCUACAACAAUACACCGUUCAUCGCGACCCUCUACAAUCAUCAGUCGCCACAAAAGGCGGUCAACCAGUGGUUGAAGGUGAUCGGUAAGAACCAGGCCAAGGAAAUUAACAACCUACUCAUCCGGUUCCCCAAGGGUGGCUACAGCUGGACGGACGAAGAGACGUCCAACAUGAUGGAGCAGCCGGGAGCUGAGGAUGCCGACUUCUUCCGUGCUGUGACUGCUUUCCGCAGCGUCAAUACCUUGACAAAGAGGGCUGUUUGCGAAGCGCUGCAACUUGGCAAGCAUGGGUUGGCGGACGACAAGAUCAAGGUGGCAUAUGAGGAGUUGUUUGGUGGGUGCGAGUACUUUGAAUGA